Messenger RNA from Nematocida major, 1425 nucleotides. RefSeq names its product general transcriptional corepressor CYC8. The coding region runs from base 1 to 1425 and encodes 474 amino acids. Lineage: Eukaryota; Fungi; Microsporidia. Gene Ontology annotation, biological process: regulation of gene expression. The transcript has a single exon. The record is from RefSeq and is a predicted model, not a curated record. Gene Ontology annotation, molecular function: RNA polymerase II cis-regulatory region sequence-specific DNA binding; chromatin DNA binding; protein binding.
AUGGACAACGAUACUAAAAUUAAUUCGCAUCAAGGCACGUGGAAAGACCUUCCGGGAAUGGAUAGAGUCCCACAAGUCCCCAGGAAAAUCCCCAUAGAUCUAUACACAAGACUUCUCCUGGACAAUGAGGCGUCUUGGAUUGCAAUGGCAAAUUUAUUUAGAGAGUGCAAUAUGGAGAAAAACAUAUGCUUCGCGUACGAGAAAGCACUUGCAAAUAAUCCGCUUUCAAGAGAUGCUCUGAUGAUGCUGGGGCCUAUUUACAGGCGGAGGAGAGACUUCCCAAAGGCGCUAGACGUAUUCCUGCGGCUGUACAAGCUCUCCCAGGGGGAAGACAUCGCUAUAGCUAUAAACAUAGCGUACUGCUACCUUAUGCUCGAUAAGUUCCUGGAGAGUCUCGCCUGGUACAAAAUGGUCUCGAAGAAUGCAUCGCAAAUAAAGGAGAAAAAAGGCUUUCUCUGGUACGGAGUCGGCGUAUUCUACGAGAGAAUGAACAACCUGCAAAUAGCAGAAGAGGCGUACGCUGCCUCCAUAAAGAUAGAGCAUACUUCAGAGUACAUCCCAGAAGUUUACUUCAGGCUCGGAGUAACGUACAAAAAGAAGGGCGCAAUAACAGCAGCGAUGGAGUGCUUCGAAUACCUGCUCCAUAACAUCUCCUCAAAGAGUCACUACCCCACGAAAGAUGACGUCCUCAUACAAAUAGCACACGCGAACGAACUGCAGUCUCGGGAGGUGGAGGCAGUUGACAUCCUGAAGGGAGUCUGCCAGCUGAAUCCCAGGCACGAAAAAGCAUCGAUGCUUCUGGCUUGGCUUUAUUACAAGGACAGAAACUGGGAAGCAGCAAGAGAAGUUCUGCGCUUGCACAGGGCAGAGACUCUCUCCGCGUUCUCCUGGUACAUCCUCGCACGCUCAGAGCAGAAACUAGAGGACUACGAGGAAGCGUACAGAUGCUAUCAUCACGCACUGAAGCAGGACAGUCAGAAUCACAUAUACUGGAACAGCCUGGGGAUACUGUACUUCAAUCUCUCGCAGUUUCAGGAUGCAAUGCGGUCGUUCAAGGAGGCAAGAAAGCAUAAUCCCGGGUAUGUAGAGGCAGUUUACAACCUGGGAGUAGUGUACGAGCAGUUUGAAGAUGCGCUGGAGAGUGCCCUGGAGAUAUACGAGGAGGCAAUUUCUAUUUUUCCGGAGGAUAGACUUGUCCUGGAGAGGAUUGAGGAGAUUGAAGAGGCGAUGAGUGGAGACGGGGAGGGUGCGUAUGCUCCCCCGGAGGUGGCACUUCGAGAUAUUCUGCCGAAUCCUGGGAAGACUCCGUACUUUCUGGCGCAUGCUUUGCUCGGGUAUAGGCCCACGGGGUUUAUCUUCUCGGCUGCGGAGAAGGAGGAGGCGGAUAAGCUUGCUGAGAUGCUGAAUAUGGAGGAGGGCGAGUGA